Messenger RNA from Gossypium raimondii (Peruvian cotton), 1883 nucleotides. Its product is annotated as amino acid transporter AVT6A. Bases 69 to 1448 code for a protein of 459 amino acids. Lineage: Eukaryota; Viridiplantae; Streptophyta; Magnoliopsida; Malvales; Malvaceae. Gene Ontology annotation, molecular function: amino acid transmembrane transporter activity. The transcript has 5 exons. The record is from RefSeq and is a predicted model, not a curated record. Gene Ontology annotation, biological process: amino acid transmembrane transport.
UACCCCGUCUUCAACGAUCGAGGGUCAAUUUAUUUUCUUCUUCAACGGUUUUUUAACAACCAACUAAAAUGACGGUUCUACCCUCAUCGGAUCGUAAAUACCGCCGGAGUCCUCCUCGGUCCCCUCUCCUCCCUCAAAAGCUCGAUGACGACCAAUCAUUUGAUGCUCACGGAUCUGGCUUCGAUGGCGCGUCGACUUCCGGUGCCGUUUUCAACCUCUCAACCACCAUCGUCGGAGCUGGAAUCAUGGGUCUCCCAGCCGCCGUCAAUCAGCUCGGCUUAAUCCCCGGUCUUCUCACUAUCAUGUUCGUCUCUAUGUUGACUGAAUCGUCUAUCGAUAUGAUUCUAAGGUUUAGCCGAGCCUCCAAGUCAAAAACGUAUUCAGGCGUCGCCACCAAUGCUUUCGGUGGAGCCGGCAGUAACAUCCUCCAAGCUUGCAUCGUCAUCAACAACUUGGGCAUGCUCGUGGUUUACAUGAUUAUCAUAGGUGAUGUAUUAUCGGGGACUUCGGUGGAUGGGUUCCACCACGGUGGAGUAAUCGAAGAAUGGUUCGGCCAACAUUGGUGGACCACUCGUUCCGCUUUACUCUUGUUCACCACAUUUUUCGUUUUUGCUCCUCUCAUUUCAUUCAAGCGCGUUGAUUCAUUGAGAUACACAUCAGCGUUGUCAGUUGCCUUAGCUGUUGUCUUUGUGGCAAUAACUGCUGGAGUUGUAAUUGUUAAGUUGAUGGAAGGGAAGAUUGGGAUGCCUCGACUAAUGCCAAAGCUUGUUAAUCAGGCAUCGUUUUGGAAGCUUUUCACCACUGUGCCUGUUGUAGUUACUGCUUAUAUAUGCCACCAUAACAUACUCCCUAUAGAGAAUGAACUUAAAGACCCUACACAGAUGAAGUCAAUAGUUAGAAAGUCUCUCACAUUAUGCACCUCUGUGUACAUAGCAACCAGCUUCUUUGGGGUAGUCCUCUUUGGGGAUCAUACUAUGGAUGAUGUGCUUGCCAAUUUUGAUGGCGACCUCGGGAUUCCAUAUAGUUCAUUGCUUGAUGAUCUGGUCAGAGUGAGCUAUGGCCUUCACCUGAUGCUAGUUUUCCCGAUAGUAUUUUUCUCCCUUCGUCUCAACGUUGAUGGUCUUCUAUUUCCAUAUGCAAUUCCUAUUGCUUUUGACAACAAGAGGUUCUUCUCAGUAACAAUUGCUCUUAUGGGUUUUAUACUUAUGGGAGCCAGCUUUGUUCCUAGUAUCUGGGAUGCCUUUCAGUUCACUGGUGCAACUGCUGCAGUUUGUGUUGGUUUCAUCUUUCCAGCUGCAAUCACUCUUAGGAACAUCCCUGGAAUUGCAACAAAGAAUGAUAGACUAAUAUCAUGGAUGAUGAUCUUUCUUGCUGUCUCAACAAGCACAGUGGCAGUGACUAGUGACAUUUAUAGCAUUUUUUAUGUUGAUGAAGGAAUUACAUCAUAACAAGAUGAUUUUACAGGUCUAUACUUAUCCGGUUUCUGCUGUGCAUUGACAUAGUCGGUAACUCAACCUAACGAACGGAAACAAUCCGAGUUUCUUUCAUUCAGUUUAUCCUCGAAAACUGACAUGAUGAAUAGGGCAUCUCUGAGCAAUAUGAGCUGUGAAAAAGGGUGAGUGUUGUGGAGAAACUUACGAGGUUUGAUACAACCUUUGUUCUAUGGGACUAUUUAGUUGGUCAAAUCUUUAUUCUUUAGAGGUAAUACAUGAAUUAUGCAAUUUUCAUGUCUUAACUUUUUACAUUUCAUAUGGUUGGAGGUUUACUUCUGAUGAAAACUUUCGCCUACUCAUAUUUGGACCUUUACAGCAUUAGCCGAGCUUGAAUUGAUCGAGUCAAAUUUGAGCUUAAUAAUACUUGACUUGAACGGCUUACGAAUUUUA